ACGCUGAUGCAAAGGUACCUAAACUUCUAAAGCAGAAUCUUGAAUUAUUCACAGUCCAGGUCCACUUAGUUUGAAAUGACGUAGUUCACUGAACAGCCGUCUCAAGGGCAGGAGGGGCAGACUAAUGGGUGAAAGAAAAGAAGUUCCUGGAAACAGGAGUGAGGCUGGACGCUGUCGUUCAAAGUGAGAGAUUCCUCUUGACUCCUCUGCUCAGCUGUGCACCCAUCACUAACUCCCCGAGAGAAACCAACAGGGCAGAAGAUCUCCCGGUCUGAUCCAGACUGUAUUUACGGAUCGGUGGACAGAAUGAGCCAUUGACAGUUUAGGAGUGGUGUUGGUGACGGCAAAAGUAGGUAUAACAAGUGAACCUCCGUACUCCUGUUUAAAGCUCACCUAACAAACUGCAACAACUUGUAUCCACUUCCUCAUGAGCUCAGAGCCGCCGAUCAAUCUGAUCAAUCUGCUUUCAACAUGAGUGGACAGGGCUGUCAGCUCCUGGUGUCCCCAUCAUUGAACAUGAUUAGAGGAUACCAGCCCCAGUCCAUCAGGAUGCCCAUGACUUCCCCACAGCAGGCCAGUCUCAGUCCCUCCUCAGGCAUGGAGAAGGUGAAAAAAGGGGCCCUCCACCCCUACACUUCUGAGAAACAAGGUGGAGGCCAUGUCCUCCUUCCUGCCUUGUGCCUGCGCAGACAGGUGUUGACCAAUGGGAAAAAUCCAAAUGUGCAGACUGCAUCUUCACACCACCAAGUGCCUGCUAUUCAUCCUCCAACCACAGCCGGGACCACUAACAUACAGACGGGACUCUGUUCCUCUAGAAACAGCUUCAAAGGUUGCUCUGUUUCCCACCCUGCAAUGGAGGUAUUUGGUCAGCCAGCUGCUCCCAACCUGACAGUGACCAGCAGCCCCAUGACAGUUGCCCCAGUGCAGCGGUAUACAGCAGGGCCUGCAGUGCCACAUCCUCCCUCACAUCCACAUGGUGUGCAGAUUCCCCACACUGAAGCCAGGUUGUUGCUAUCCAGAGAGUCUCUGGCAUCCACCACCCUCAGUCUGUUUGAUACACAGUCAGUGUUUAGUGGCAGACAUGACUGGCCGUAUGGCUACCGUGCGCUCCCUCCAGUGAGUCUAGCACCUGCCAGCGAGGGAGGAGAGCAGAUCACUUUCUCCCCUGGUACAGCCAUGUCAGGCACCACCGCCUCUGGUGGCACGAGCACCUCUGCCUCACUGCCCUCGUACCUCUUUGCAUGUGACGCCGGAAGCCCGAGGCAGUCCCGCGCUAAGAAGAGAGCUCUCUCCAUGUCCCCAUUGUCAGAUGUCAUGGGCAUUGAUUUCAACUCCAUCAUACGCACCUCACCUACCUCCCUUGUGGCAUAUAUCAAUGGUCCCCGCAGCUCUCCAGCGUCCUACCCUACUCUCUCACCUGUCCUGUCUGAUAGUUAUGGUCACUUCCUGGGUGUGAGAGGCAGCUGCAUCCCCCACACUCACCCUUACAGCGUGCCAGACUCAUCGCAGGCUCUGGCCCCGCACGGAGAAGGUGGUCGUAUGCAGUUGCUCGAAGAUGGAGGGGGUCUAGAGAGCCAGAUGGCAAACAUGGUGGUGGAGCAGCAGUGCCUCCCAGAGGAAGGAGGGGCACUGGAGAACACUUUACAAAGCUUCAGCCAAACGACCAACAAUCUGCUGUCAGCUCUGGAGCUACAGCCAGCCAUGUUGACUACUAUCCAAGAAGCUUCAACUCCACAGGGGCCUCCACCACCCUACCACUCACACCAGCACAUCAACCUCACUAGACGUCACUGUAAAUUAAAGCUGCCUUCUCAAGACCCUCUCACGCACGCCCCCAUGGUUCCUCCCAGGUAUGGCUUAAGCUUUUUACCACAGGUCCCAAUGCUGGAGGAGGAAGAAGGAGAGCUGGAGGACUAUGGAGCCCACUGCUGCAGCUGGUUGAACUGCAGUGCAGUGUUCGAGCAAAAGGAGGAGCUGGUAAAGCACAUAGAGAAACUACAUGUGGACCAGAGGAAGGCAGAGGACUUCACGUGCUACUGGGUGGGCUGUCCACGCAACUUCAAGCCAUUUAAUGCCCGAUACAAGCUUCUUAUCCACAUGAGGGUCCAUUCAGGAGAGAAACCCAACAAGUGCACGUUCGAGAGCUGCAAGAAAGCUUUCUCUCGGCUAGAAAACCUGAAGAUCCACCUGCGCAGCCACACAGGGGAGAAGCCCUACCUGUGUCAGCACCCAGGAUGUCACAAGGCCUUCAGCAACUCCAGUGAUAGAGCCAAACACCAGCGAACACACCUGGAAACAAAGCCGUAUACAUGCCAGGUGCCGGGCUGUGCAAAGCGUUACACUGACCCCAGCUCCUUGAGGAAACACGUGAAAUCCCACUCGACUAAAGAACGACAGUUACGGAAGAAGAUGAAAUCCACUGCUGGUGUGACCCAGGACACGCUGACAGACUGUUUAACCAUCCACCCGCUACAGCCAAGUCUUUCUCCUCUGGCAAGGAUAGACAGCAACUUGAACUCUUCCCCUGGUGCAUCCCACGAGUCUUUCUGUGCUACUCCACAGGGACAAGACUCCUCCAGUAAUCCUCACCUGGCUCUGUUGUGCUCCUUACAAGAUAAUUACAGGUGUGUUGAUCCUUCCCCUCACCAGCUUUUCUCCAGGGACCAGUGUGGGCCUUGCUCUUCCACCUGCCUCCCCCACCCUCCCAUUGGGACAUCCCUGCAGAACAACUGCAUUCUAAAGCACCCCAGGCAGCCUCCUGAUCUGGCAGAUCACAAUCAAGAGCUUUCAGAGCAGAUGAAGAUGCUAUAUUCUACUCCACAAUAUGCUGGGAUCACAGCACAGUCAAGCUCGAGUCACCUGAUGCAAGAUGAUGCCUUUGGUGACAGGCUCGCUCCAGCAGUCAAUAAUCCCAAUGGGGUGACUGCUUUACCAACAGCUCUUUCCUGUAACUCAGGAUUUCAAGUCCACAACAAAGCAGAUGAAGAGGUGCAUGGAGAAGAUUUCUUCAGUGUGGUGGACCACAGCACAAGUCAGGACUCCUGCAUCUAUUCUGAGGGAUGAUUGUGUUUCUCUGUUCUGUUAAAGGUUAGAGUUAAAUGAUGAAUAGAAAUAACCCUUUGUAUCCUACUUAAGCCAGCAGGUAGUUCCAUAGCCGAUCUAGCAAAAGUCUUAGGCUAAAAACACUUUCCACCAGAAGUACCAGGAACUUUUAGUCCAAAGACCUGUGUCAAGAGACUGAAAGUUUCAUCCAGCUAAGUUUUUUUCCCUGUGUUUUCCCAGAAGUUCAAAGACCAGGGAAGAUCAGGAAAAUGUUUCUGCUGGCGUGUGAUAAAAAACUAAAUAAGCCAGGGGGAAAAAGAAAAAAUAUUUAAAAAGUUAAGAAAGCUUAAGAGAUACAAAAGGCUGGAGAGUAAAACAGUUAAACCACUAAUUAAAGAAAGCACAUGAAGUAAACACCAAACAGACAUAUAAUAUUUAAAAACUCCUGAGAGAACAAGGAUGUCAACAGACUCUGAAAGUGAUGAGGCAAAAAACCUGUUGUGGUGCUUCUUGCUGAAAUGUUUGCAUUUUUCUCUUCAUCAUUAGUGGAAAUUUUCAAAUGGGGUCAUAACAGCUAAGCACUGUUGUCAGAUUUAAGAGGGCUUUAGAUUUAACUGAGCCCUGGAUAGUCUGGGGAUCAUAUUUUAGUUGAAGAAAUAUUUUCAGUUUUCAAGCAAAUAAAAAUGUCUAGGUCAAAGCCUUUUUUUUUUAAAGUAGGCUUGUAGAAAGCGGGAUAAUGCACUGAAGCUGUUGUUAAAGAAGAUUUGGGACAUCAACAGGGUGAGAUGAACCCCGAAACAAAGCUUAAGGUCAUUGUCUCACCUGUUAUUGACUACUCGACAGUGCAAGUGUCAGGAACUCAAUCAAUCAGCAGUACAAAGCCUACCCACAAUAUUCUUGUUCUGACAGAAAGCACUACCCCAAAAUAGGAACCUUUUAGGUUACAUGGAGUCCCCAGUAUUAUUAUUAUUAUAUAGAUUCUGGUUCCUGCAGUGGAAAUAGACCUCCACAUUUCCAAAUUCCUGGGUAAAGCUCCUGCUGUGGAUAUGGACAGAGUAACACUCCACAGUUCCUGGGGAAAGUUCCUGCGGUGGAAACAAAGCUUUAGAUGCUGCAACCCAAGUUGAAAUAUAAUUGAGGGAAUCAACACUUUGGUUCUAUGUCUUAAUUUGAUUUCUCCGUCUCUGGUCAACUCAAUCUCUCUAAAUCUUGUAUCGAGCUCAACACUGUCUUCGGCCUCGAUAACUAAUACAGGGCGAUGCCUGAGCCUAAAGGAUUUUACUGUUUACUCUCUCAGUUUUCAUUCUGUUGUCAAUAUCAUGUAGCUAUGUACUUCAAGUAGUUUCUUGUGAGGUUUUGUUCAGUACCCAAUACUGCAAUCAAAGUGGAGUAUGCAAGAAAUCAUUCAUUAAGGUUUUUCUUAGACCUUUUGUAACUAUAGUAACAAGACAUCCUUACCUUUUCAAUGUAAUGCUCAUAGUCAUAACAUGUUGAAUAUAGAAAUGUGCUAUUGGGGCUCCUGGUCCUUGAUCAUGAGGCAGAUUUGUGUCUCUGAACAUGCCAGCGAUUUAGUUUAUCUACUGUAAAUUACCCACACUUCACGUUGCAAGUGACCUUUUGUAAAAACAACGCAGCAUGGUGGACUUUUAUUUCCAACAGCAGUUUGCGAUCUCAUCUGCAUAACCAUAACACACCUGUAUGUACAAAAUAAUGAGCUUCGUAAAGAACAUGGUUGGUAGUAAUGGUGGGAUAAAAAAACAGUGCCUUAAACUCUUCCAUGUAUUUUGAAUGCAUCAAGUAAAAUUUUUGAAAAAUGUU
Messenger RNA from Notolabrus celidotus (New Zealand spotty), 4860 nucleotides. RefSeq names its product GLIS family zinc finger 3 (gene glis3). The transcript is spliced from 11 exons. The record is from RefSeq and is a predicted model, not a curated record. Gene Ontology annotation, molecular function: RNA polymerase II cis-regulatory region sequence-specific DNA binding; DNA-binding transcription factor activity, RNA polymerase II-specific. The coding region runs from base 472 to 3063 and encodes 863 amino acids. NCBI's taxonomy places the organism in Eukaryota, Metazoa, Chordata, Actinopteri, Labriformes, Labridae. Gene Ontology annotation, biological process: regulation of transcription by RNA polymerase II. Gene Ontology annotation, cellular component: nucleus.